This is a messenger RNA of Lactuca virosa, 1678 nucleotides long. NCBI's taxonomy places the organism in Eukaryota, Viridiplantae, Streptophyta, Magnoliopsida, Asterales, Asteraceae. The record is from the annotation of a GenBank genome assembly.
AUUGGUGUUGGACUCCUCUCAAUUCAUUCGUAAUGAGUUUCUUGAAUCUACCACCGCCUUCCCUUCAUCCUCUCCUCAAUCACAACCACACGUCUCACUCAUCCCUCCCCUUUCGUCCUCACGCCACCCCCAUUCACCGCAGUUUAACGCUACCUUUCAUUUUCCGGCACAAAUUCAUCUCACCUAAACGAGUCGUAUAUUCAAUUUUACAAACUGACGAUGGUGUUGCAACAUGUUCAGCGGAGCCUGAUAAUCCUAAUAAUGAUGUCAAAAUUGUGGCUAUCGUCGGAGAAGGUGCCGUCAGUCCUCUCAAAUCAGCAUCCUGGCUUGAUGUUAUGCUCCACACUGCAAACCGAUUAAAAUGGGUUGAUGAAGACCACGAGAUGCGGGUAUUCACAGACAACAUCUCUGACUCCAACACAAGUGUUGAAAAUCUUGAAAGGGCGUUAACAUCCGCCAACCUUUUGCUCAUUGUUUCCGUGACAAAACCAGACCCCGUGAAAUGGAUUCAACCUUACAUCCAGAAAAUCCAAAAUGUAUUCUGCUUCGAUUCGUCACCCGCAUUACAAAAUAAACUUGGCGGAUCAUUUGUUCCAAAAGAAAAAAACAAUAACAUAUUCAACAGAAUAAGCAAUAAAAAAACAAACGAGACAAUAGAGCUAGCACAAACUAUAUCAGAAGCAUGGAUCCGGAAUAACUCGGAUGAUAUACGGUUCUGUUUAUUAGUCAUUAUAAAUUCUUACAUAAAACCUGUUGCCAUUUUAAAGAAUUUACGGGCUCAAGGCUUUUCAACCCUAAAUUGCAUGGUGAAAAACUGUGGACGUCAAGUUCUAAACUGUCUCCUUGAUCCUGACUGCAGAAAAGCUCUUGAAUGCUUGAAUCAAUGUAGCCCGGUUGACCAGGUAUGCAACUAUCAAUGCAUUGCUUCGUACGAAAGCCCUAUUCUUGAAGAAUUUUCACUUUGUGUCCUUCAAAAACACAAUUGUCUGGAUUUAGACGCGAAAAUUCCUGAAAAGCCGUUGGUCCCACCGAUGGUCAACUUCCGGGGUGAAAUAUUAUCCCAUGAGAUGGCCGAGGAUCUUUUUGUAGGGUGGCUGGGGGUGGGGGAUUUCAAGUGGAGUUGGCGGGUGGUUUCUGGUCAAAAUCCGGCAUACGAUCAGUUCCCGUGUCAGUAUCAGCUUUUUUAUCGGGGAAAGGCGAGGGGUUCGUUUUGGUACGAGCCUGUUUUUCAAGUUAAAACGUUGGAUGGUAAGCUUGUGUGGAGGAGACGAAAGUAUAGGGUUAAAAGAGGGAAAGUAGUGGGUACGUUUUAUUUUAGUGUGUUGGAUAAUGGAGUUGUGUCGAAUGAGUAUUGGACGAUUGUGGAUGUGGCCGAGGAUUUUAGUUGGGGUUUGUUUCAUUAUAGUGGUGCGGCUCGGGUUGCAGGGCAGUGUUACACGGGUGCUGUGCUUGUCAGUCCAAAUGGGGAAUACCCAAAUGAGAGGGAGAAGGAUAGGUUACUUUUGGCUUUGGAUAGAUGUUGUAUUAAGGAGUGGGAGUUGUUUGAUGUUAAUAAUUGUUCCUGUAAAGAUCCGCCAUUGGGAGUGCCCGAGGGUUCACAUUUGCAUGCCACGCUUAAGCUCAAUCAUCAAAACUGAUGCUCAGCUAGCAAACUCGAAACUAGUAGAAAAGAACUGAA